GAGGAGACUAUUGCGGGGUCGAAGGAAUGGUCAACUUUAUAAACUAUAAAUAAUGGUUCAGUUUGAGUUGAACCCAAUGGAAGUAGAUCUUCUGUCUUUCAACGUAACAGUGGAUAUAUUCCAGUUUUUACCGCAUCAGAAUCAUCAUCAAAAUGACUCUAAAAUUGUCCGUUGUGCAAUCUGCCACCGACUUUGAUAAAAUUGCCCCCAUGGAUCACGAUGCUUGGAAGAUCCCCUACAACCCGCAACUCAAGCACUUCCGCCCCCAAUUCCCAACCCGAGAGCAAGCAAUCGCCUACGCUCGAGAGAACUCGAAGUGUCGAUUCGAGGAUCGAGAUCCAGAGAAGCAAUUUUGGCUCAAAGUUGAAGACGAGAAUGAAGAGGUAAUUGGGGCCGCUCAGUGGGCGGUAAACAUUCCAGCCGAGGGAGCGGAACGGACAGUGGCAAGCUGGUAUCCCGAGGGAAGCGAGGAGAGGGAGUUUGCAGAGAGAUUUAUCAAUGGCCUUUGGGGAUUUCUUGGAGAGAGAGUUACCAGGCCGCAUAUGGUUGUGCAUGUGGAACAUCGCUAUCGAGGGGCCGGUCGGAUGCUGAUCAAAUGGGGGACUGCAAAGGCAGACGAGCUAGGCAUCGAAACCGUCAUAAGCUCGCUACAUUCCGCUCGCGGAGCUUACGAAAAAAGCGGACUGGGCUACAUUGAGGAGAUCCCACCGAGCAGGGAUUUGGAAGUGGAAAAUCCUAGUGCAAAGUGGAAGGAGCUGCAGGCAGAUGACUUAAGUGGAUGUUUGAUGUGGCGGCCGGUUGGCAGAGAUUUUGUCGUGGGGGAGGAUAAGGCACCGUGGCAAGAGUAA
Molecule: messenger RNA, 848 nt
Organism: Aaosphaeria arxii CBS 175.79
Lineage: Eukaryota; Fungi; Ascomycota; Dothideomycetes; Pleosporales
Exons: 3
Coding region: 153-848 (231 amino acids)
Molecular function (GO): acyltransferase activity, transferring groups other than amino-acyl groups
Source: RefSeq, a predicted model, not a curated record